AUGUCCUACUAUCCCCCUCCUCCCGGUGCAGUAGGGUCACCAGCCCAGCAAAAGAACUACCCUCCGCCGCCGCAGUCUCCUCCCGCGAACCAAACCAAGUUCUACCCCCCGCCUCUCGGUACCCCGAGCUUCGCCCCCCCGCAAGGCCAGUCGUACCCAGCGCCGCCGCAAAUCCAACAUCAACAGAACUACCCCCCUCCUCCCCAGCAAAGCACAUCUUCUCCUCCUCCGAAGACGGGAACACCCGUCCCAUACCCGCCCCCAUCACAGGCCGCACAGCAUAUGAACCUGCCGCUCCGGAACUCGACCCCAUCCAUCAACUCGCCGUCCCCAGCCCCACCAGGCUAUGAAACGGCGCCCCCGGGACCCGGCGAGGGCUACCCACAGGAGAAGAUCGGCGGACACUCACAACAGGGAUCCGUCGAUCUCACACGCCGCGCCUCGGGCAUGAGCCAGCAACCCAGCAUGCACUCAGUCGCCCAGGGCGGGGGUCAACUUGAAGGCCAAGGCGGCCAAUUCUCUGGGGCGCAUAGCGCCACGGCCGACGACGUAGGCACCUUCAACGGCGGCUCAUACCGCAUCUCGCACCGCGACUGCAACACUAUCAUCACGAUCCAGCUAGCCAUGGGGUGCCCCAUAGACGCCAAGCCUGGUGUCCUCAUAGCCAUGAGCCCGACCAUCACCCUCAAGGGCGAGUACAAGUUCAGCAUGAAGAAGAUGAUUGCCGGCGGCGAGGUGGGCCACUCCACCUUCGUUGGCCCAGGCGAGCUGCUCCUCGCCCCGAGCAUGCUGGGCGACAUCACCACCAUCCGGCUCACGGGCAACGAGGCCUGGUCCGUCUCCAAGGACGCCUACGUCUGCAGCACCCAGGGCGUCAACCGCGAUUACAAGCGCCAAGGGCUGGGGAAAGCCAUGUUCAGCGGGGAGGGACUGUGGGUGCAUAAGGUUAAAGGUAUUGGAUUGAUGUGGAUCACUAGUUUUGGCGCUAUUAUUCGCAAGAAUUUGCAGGAUGGGGAGAAGUAUAUCGUGGACAAUGGGCAUUUGGUCGCGUGGAAUGUCAAGUAUAUCAUGGAGCGUGUGGCGUCCGGUGGUAUCAUGGCCGGGUUUGCGAGUGGAGAGGGGCUGGUGUGCAAGUUUACAGGGCCCGGGACGGUGUUUUUGCAGACGAGGAACCCGAGAGCCUUCAGCGCUUACAUGACGGGCAAUGCUGCGCCGCCAUAA
Messenger RNA from Pseudomassariella vexata, 1221 nucleotides. RefSeq names its product tryptophan RNA-binding attenuator protein-like domain-containing protein. The transcript is spliced from 4 exons. NCBI's taxonomy places the organism in Eukaryota, Fungi, Ascomycota, Sordariomycetes, Amphisphaeriales, Pseudomassariaceae. The coding region runs from base 1 to 1221 and encodes 406 amino acids. The record is from RefSeq and is a predicted model, not a curated record.